Messenger RNA from Gastrolobium bilobum, 1917 nucleotides. RefSeq lists its product as uncharacterized. Lineage: Eukaryota; Viridiplantae; Streptophyta; Magnoliopsida; Fabales; Fabaceae. Bases 1 to 1917 code for a protein of 638 amino acids. The record is from RefSeq and is a predicted model, not a curated record. The transcript has 5 exons.
AUGAAGAUUGACUUUCCACGAUUUGGAUCUGGAGAUCCAAAAUUUGAAGAUCCACUGGGUUCAUUAGCUAAACUUCAGCAAUUGCAUUCUGUAGUGGAAUUCCAAUCUGCGUUUGAGCUCUUGGCCCGCAGAAUCCCAGACCUCACACCACUCAUGCGCAAAAGUUUGUUCAUAUCUGGCCUAAAAUCCCAUAUCCGACGUGCAGUUUUGGUACAUCGUCCAUUAGAUGUCUUUUCUGCCUUUGCUUAUGCCAAAAUCUAUGAGGAACAGUUCAUUGAAUCUCGUAGUACCAAAACUUGGAACCCUCGCCCCAACAACACCACACCACAACCUAUAGCAGCUACCCCAUUAACCACAAUCCCUUCCACACCCCAACCGAGAACCCCACUUCCACUCCCAAGUAUACUGAUCAAACGAUUGUCCCCAGCUGAAAUGCUAGUUAGAAGGGAAAAGAACUUAUGCUACAACUGUGAUGAGCGGUUUGUACCAGGCCACCAUUGUAAGGGUCGUGCUACACUUUUAUAUUUAGAUGGAACUGAGGAAGAACCACCCGAUUGUGAUGUAGAACCACCUCCUGAUCCUGACCCACAGGAAACAGAUGCAUUAUCUACUACACCUGCUCAUGAGAUUAGUUUCAAUGCUUUAUUUGGUCACCAUUCUGCUAAUUCUUUUAGAAUGGUAGGUAAAAUUGUGGGCCAAUCAGUACAGAUUUUUGUGGAUGGUGGUAGCACCCACAACUUUAUUACUCUAAGGAUGGCCUCACACUUACACCUGACUUUACAUGCUAUUACUCCUUUCAAAGUGAGGGUGGGCAAUGGUGAUGCCCUCUUGUGUUCUGGAUCAUGCAAAGCCGUAAUUGUGGACAUCCAAACUCAUCACUUUUCCAUUGAUUUAUAUGUGCUGGAAUUACAGGGUGCAAAUAUUGUUCUUGGAGUGCAAUGGCUGUCUACAUUGGGACCUGUUGAAACAGAUUAUUCUGCACUAACCAUGUCUUUUGUUAUUAAUGAUUGGCAGUCACCUACCUCUGACCAAACACCUCAUCUUCCGCGUGCUAUCCCAGAAUUGGAGAAAUUAUUGGAUAGUUUCUCAAAUGUAUUCACUGGACCUUCAUCCUUACCCCAGACAGAGCCUAUAACCACCCCUAGUCAUUCAUCCUUUAGCUCACCCGUUUUAUUGGUUAAAAAGAAAGAUGGCACUUGGCGCUUCUGUGUGGACUACCGUGCCCUUAAUGCGAUCACAGUCCAAGAUAAAUUUCUAAUUCCAACAAUCGAUGAAUUACUUGAUGAACUACAUGGUGCCAUUAUCUUUUCUAAAUUGGACUUGCGAUCUGGGUACCAUCAAAUUAAGAUGCAUACUGAUGAUAUUGCCAAGACCGCUUUUCGCACUCACCAUGAGCACUUUGAGUUUGUGGUUAUGCCUUUCGGCCUCUCCAACGCCCUUUCUACCUUCCAGGCUACUAUGAAUACUAUUUUCUUAGCCUUUUUACGAAGCAUGCUGCGAGCUCACACCUUGUUCGCCAAGCGUGAAAAAUGCUCUUUUGUUCAAAGCGAGAUCCCUUAUUUGGGUAAUGUCAUCACUGGCUAUGGGGUCUCACCAGAUCCUGAAAAACUUAAGGCGAUUAGUGAAUGGCCUGUCCCAAGUAAUGUGACUCAAGUACGAUCUUUCCUAGGCAUCUCAGGCUAUUACUGUAAAUUUAUUGAGCGGUAUGCCUCCCUGGCAGCCCCAUUAACGGAUCUUUUAUCACAAUCUGGAUUUGUGUGGACUACUGAAGCUUCCAAGGCCUUUGAGCAUCUUAAACAACUUCUGAUGACAGCUCCCAUUUUAGCUUUGCCAAAUUUCUCAGAAUCCUUCGUGGUGGAGACGGAUGCCUCAGGAGUAGGAAUUGGGCGGUUUUAUUGCAGAGGGAAUGACCCUUAG